Molecule: messenger RNA, 1748 nt
Organism: Paramecium primaurelia
Lineage: Eukaryota; Ciliophora; Oligohymenophorea; Peniculida; Parameciidae
Source: the annotation of a GenBank genome assembly
AUGAUUGAAUAGUAUGAGCUAGAUCAGAUAAUAGGUAUAAGAAAUUAAUUUGGACCUAAUAGAUAUUAAGUUAUUUCAGAAUCACUUUUCUUUGAAAGUCAUGAUUUAAGUAAUUCUUUUGAUUAUUAAGUAGUUGAUUAAGCAGCAAAUAUAAUUAUGUAAUAGAAAGAUAGAGAAUAGUAAUCAAAAUUUGAUAAAAAUGAUCACUUCAUUAUUUUUGCUAUGAAUAUAUUACAACAGAAAGCAUUUACAUAGUACAAGAUAUUUAAUUCAUAAUUUAUAAAAAAAUUUCGAGAAAGUAAUUCUGAAAAUACUUUAAUCACCAGUUUAAAUAAAAUAAUAAGAGAAAAUUUAGAUAUGACAAACACAAAAAAAAAUGAUGUUAAUUAGAAUUAAGGAAAUACUUAAUCAGAAAAGUAGCAAGAACAAUAAAAAAAAGAAGUUUAAAAAUAAGUAUUAUGAUUAUAAUUUUAGGAUGUUAUUAUAAUAGAAUUAGAAAAUUCAGAAAUUAGUGAUAUAAUCAGAAGGAAAGUUAAUUAAUUAGAUGAAGGUUUUUAUAUAGAACUAUUAGAGAAGAAAUCUGCAUAUAGUUUUGAAUUUUGGGAAAAUUAAGAUACACUAAGACAAGUUUAUUAAAAAGAAAUUUCAAAAUUAAUUUAAAAUAUGUCACAAAAUUAAACUAUGAUAUAUUUAACUAGCAAAGAAUUCUAACUAAAUGAUGUAAAGACUCAUUUUGAAUAAAAUUAUACUAUUAAGAUAAAUUCUAAUGGGACUGAAGAACUUUCUUAAGAUUUUAAUAACAAUGUAACUGAAAAAUUUAUUCCUUUAAUAACUUUUAAUUAAUUAUUUAAAGAAUAAGUGAUUUAUCCAAUUUUGGAAUUAUCUAAAUUAAAUAGAUAAGUGAAUUUUUAAGAAAUUAGUAAUCGUAUAGGUUGUAUUUAAAAUUAAACAAUUGAAGUAUUUCUAAAAUUGAUAGAAACUUUUGAAAAUUGCAAAUAAAUUAUAAGAUGGGUUAAUGUAAAAGUAUUUAAUAUUCAUAGUUAAUAGAAAAUUAUUUAUAAGAAAAAUCUGUAUCUAAAUCAUAAGUUCCUUAAAAUCAAGAAUAAUAAUAAAUUGAAAAAAUCCAAACUUAUCUAAAUUAAUGUUAUUAAUUUUAUGAUAAAAGAUUUCAAGAUAAAUUUUAUAAUAUAAUGUAAGAGAAUUCGUAUGAUGAAUUCUAAAAUAGUCGAUAAAAAGUAGAAAAUAAUUAAGAUUGUAAGGAUGCUUUAUCUUGCACUCAUUUUAGCAUUGUAUUGUAUGAAAUUAAAGAAAAUGCUUUACUUCUCUAUUAAGGAUUCAAAAUUGGAUCAGAAAUUUUCAAUGUACUAGCAAAACUUGAUUUUCCUGAAAAAAACGAGUAAUCAAAUCAAAAAUAAAAAAAUUAAACAAUCUCUGAAUCAACUGAAAUUUAAUAUGUAGAUAUAAGUUAAAUUAGUUUGGUUGAAAAAGAAGAAGGAAGGACAGUCUAUACGUAUUUAUCUUUACUUAUAUAAGACUUAAAUUUUUGUUGAAGGAAGAGAAUUAUUAACUGAUUUUAAAUAAAAAUCAAAAAUAUCGAAAUCUAAUUAUGGAGUAAAUAAUCAAAUAUUAAUAAUAGAGUAUUAAUGAAAAGUGUUGCCAUUAAGGUCAAAUAGACAAUGUUUAAUCCUACAUCUAGAAAGUUUGCAAAUAAAAUUGUAUAAUAAUUUUAUAUUUGAUAAUAAUGAGGC